AUGAAGUCUGCCAGCAGACUGUUCUUCCUCUCAGUAUUUGCACUCUGGGGCUCUCCAGUUCAAUGCGAGAGCGCCCAAGAUGAUUGUGCGAUCUCCCCUAAGGCUAUCGUCUCCGACGCAUGCGCCUCCUACUCUACCCUCGACAGACUGAACGCCAAGGUCAAGCCCCUCGUUGACGACCUCACCAAAUCCACCGACUUCUUCUCGCACUACCGGCUGAACCUUUUCCACAAAAAAUGCCCCUUCUGGAACGACGAGAACGGCAUGUGCGGCAAUAUUGCCUGCGCCGUAGAGACGCUCGACAAUGAGGAGGAUAUCCCUGAGGUUUGGAGGGCGAGUGAGCUCGGAAAGCUGGAAGGCCCCUUGGCAAAACACCCUCCCAAAAAGCUGCAGCACGAGCGACCCGAACGACCACUACAAGGAAAGUUGGGAGAAGGAGUCGGUGAGAGCUGCGUGGUGGAAUACGAUGACGAAUGUGACGAGCGUGAUUACUGCGUGCCAGAAGAUGAGAGCGCAAGUUCCAAGGGAGACUACGUGAGCCUCAUACGCAACCCCGAGCGCUUUACCGGAUAUGCCGGCGUCGGAGCUGCGCAGGUCUGGGAUGCCAUCUACCGCGAGAACUGCUUCCAGAAGAGCUCCUUCCCCCACUCGGCCUCCCUGGGGCAGACACAGAUCAGCCACAAGGGCCCCGCAGCGCAAGACUUCAGACAAGUCCUCGAGGCUGCUGGCCGACAGCAAGCUCUGGAACAGAUGCGAGAGAAGCAGCCCAACGCGCCUUUUGUGGCCCAGACCGGCUUGGAGGCUGAGGAUGAGUGCCUUGAAAAGCGCGUCUUCUACCGUGUGGUCUCGGGUAUGCACGCAAGCAUCAGCACGCACCUUUGCUGGGACUUCCUAAACCAAACCACUGGUCAGUGGACACCCAACCUAGCCUGUUAUAAACAACGGUUGCACACCCACCCCGAGCGCAUCAGCAAUCUGUAUUUCAACUAUGCACUCGUGACCCGCGCAAUUGCGAAGCUGGGCCCCUACCUUCAGGGUCGAGACUACACUUUCUGCACAGGAGACAUGGAUCAGGACGCCGCUACCCGGGCCAAGGUUCUCGAGGUUACGGAAGGUGCGGCUAGUGUCCCGCAGAUCUUUGACGAGAGCCUCAUGUUCAAGAAUGGCGAGGGUCCGUCUCUUAAGGAAGAUUUCCGGAACCGCUUCCGCAACGUCAGCCGCGUCAUGGACUGUGUUGGCUGCGACAAGUGCCGGCUCUGGGGCAAACUUCAGACCAAUGGAUAUGGAACUGCUUUGAAGGUUCUUUUCGAAUUCGACAACGACAGCCAGGAUAUUCCUGUGCUGAAGCGCACUGAGCUUGUUGCACUCUUCAACACAUACGCCCGUCUUAGCAGCUCGCUGGCUGCCAUUGGCAAGUUCCGAGCUAUGGUUGAUGCUGAGGAGGCUCUUGCCGCUGCUGCUACUGCCGCCACCGCCGCCGAGACGACCAGCGAAAUUCCCGACAGGGCGAAGAAGCCGCAUCACGUGGUCACCUCAUCGGAAGAAGAUCAGGACGAUGAUGAGGAAGAAGGCUUCCCACAGAAACGAAGACAGCCAACGGUCAGAGAAGCUUUUGACGACGAAUUCGGACGCUUCAUCCGGGCCUUCAAAUUUGUGAUUCGCCGUUGGAUUGGCUUCCCCAGGACUCUGUUCAACGUCGUCGUUGUCGAGCUUAUCAGGGUUUACCAGGGCUUCGUCGGUCUGCCCGUUACGCAAAGGAACUGGAACUUUGAACGACCGAACCUGGACGAGCUGUAG
Molecule: messenger RNA, 1797 nt
Organism: Colletotrichum truncatum
Lineage: Eukaryota; Fungi; Ascomycota; Sordariomycetes; Glomerellales; Glomerellaceae
Source: RefSeq, a predicted model, not a curated record